Molecule: messenger RNA, 4819 nt
Organism: Pseudophryne corroboree (corroboree frog)
Lineage: Eukaryota; Metazoa; Chordata; Amphibia; Anura; Myobatrachidae
Gene: ADARB1
Product: adenosine deaminase RNA specific B1
Exons: 9
Coding region: 851-2884 (677 amino acids)
Biological process (GO): RNA processing; adenosine to inosine editing
Cellular component (GO): nucleolus; cytoplasm
Molecular function (GO): double-stranded RNA adenosine deaminase activity; double-stranded RNA binding; tRNA-specific adenosine deaminase activity
Source: RefSeq, a predicted model, not a curated record
UGCAGAGCGAAGCAACCCUCGCCAGUCAAGAAAGCAGCAAAAGUAUUUCACCAUGGAAGUGGAUGAUGAAGAAAACAUGAGAGUAACCUAUCGAGCUUUUGCUGGAGGAUGUUAUAAAUGAAAAUUUAGCAACCAUUCCAUCAACUUUGUUAGCUGGGUUAAGUGGUGUGUGUUUGCUCAAUUUAGUGGUAGCUGACAAGGUUUGGAACGCCUCGGAAUUCCGCCGUAAUAAAAGGCACGUGUUUAAGAGAAGCUAUACCUUUACAGUCCCUGGAGGCGAUAAUUGAUGGCUAUCAAAUUAUUUCCGAUAACUUUCUAUUAUCUACAUGUACAUACAAUGUAUCCUAUAUAAAUAGCUCUGUGUCUCUUGGCAACUGAGUUUUAAGUACAUAUAAACUGUUUGUUUUCAAACCUUCUAAAUUGGGUUUGUAGGACUUCCUCCCAUACGUUGACAUUAACCCAAGUGUAGCUAAAUGUCUUUGACGGCUGUACACAAAGUGACAAGUACCAUUUGCCAACAGUGAUCUAGAUCUCCCGGUUGGUUGUAAAUAACUCCUGAUUGUCAUAAUAAGCUUCAUAUAAACUUUAUAUGGAUUGAAAGCAUUUCUAUAGAGAACAAAAGACUUCAAGGCUUUUUUAGAACGUUUUGAUUACAUUUUAAAUGGUGAUUUAGCAUUUGCCAUUAGGAGAAAAAGAUAUUUCGUGACCACACAUCACUGAACCAGUGACAAAGAUAGAUAAAGGAAUCUAUAAAUUUUGCAUUUACAAGAUCCUGCAACGAAGGCGUUGUAAGUUACUCUUUCUGGGCACCGCAGGUUCAAGCAGCACUGACGUUAAAGAAAAUCGUAACAUGGACGGAGUGUCGACAAAGGAUAGGGAAGGCCAAGAGGUCGGGGAGUGGACUCCACUAUCCAAUGGGGGUGAGGGACGCAACAGAAAACGACCCCUGGAGGAAGGUAACAAUGGCCAUUCCAAGUUUCGUCCGAAGAAGAGGAAGAAAACACCCGGGCCAGUGUUACCAAAGAAUGCUCUCAUGCAGCUGAAUGAAAUAAAGCCAGGUUUGCAAUAUAAACUUCUCUCUCAGUCUGGACCAGUUCAUGCACCGGUUUUCAUUAUGACCGUUGAGGUUAAUGGCCAAGCCUUUGAGGGUUCAGGACAGACUAAAAAGAAAGCCAAGCUUCACGCAGCUGAAAAAGCUUUACGAUCCUUCGUGCAGUUCCCCAAUGCGUCAGAAGCCCACAUUGCAAUGGGAAGGACUCUAGCUGUAAAUACGGACUUUACGUCCGACCAGGCCGACUUUCCGGACACAUUGUUUAAUGGAUUUGAGAAGCCCGAGCAGUCUGAUCAUACGUUUUUCUUGGGCUCCAAUGGGAAUGAACUCUAUAAUUCUACAAGUGACUAUAACAUGUCAUUGGCUGGGUCCUGUAAUCUAAUCCAGUCUCCCCUUCCAGCCCUAUCUAUAUUCCCACCGUCCAGUGGGAAAAAUCCUGUAAUGAUCUUAAAUGAACUGCGGCCUGGUCUGAAGUAUGACUUUGUCUCAGAGAGCGGAGAGAGCCACGCUAAGAACUUCGUCAUGUCCGUCACUGUGGACAACCAGACGUUUGAGGGGUCUGGGAGAAAUAAGAAGCUUGCUAAGGCUCGGGCGGCUCAGUCAUCCCUGGCCUCGUUAUUUAACAUACAGUUGGACCAGACCCCCUCCAGACAACCUAUUCCAAGUGAGGGGCUACAGUUGCACUUACCCCAGGUCCUGGCGGAUGCGGUUUCACGUCUGGUGGUGGACAAGUUCAGCGAGCUCACGGAUAACUUCACAUCCCCGCAUGCACGGCGAAAAGUCCUAGCUGGCGUUGUCAUGACAACAGGGAUUGAUGUGAAAGACGCCCAGGUCAUCAGUGUGUCCACUGGGACAAAAUGCAUCAAUGGAGAGUAUAUGAGUGACCGCGGCCUGGCUCUCAAUGACUGCCAUGCUGAGAUCGUGUCUCGCAGGUCACUACUUAGGUUUCUCUACAUUCAGCUUGAGUUAAUGCUAAGCACAAAAGAAGAUCAGCAAAGAUCCAUAUUUAUGAAGUCAGAACGCGGUGGCUUUAGGCUGAAGGAUAAUGUCCAGUUCCAUCUGUACAUCAGCACGUCGCCGUGUGGGGACGCACGCAUAUUCUCACCACAUGAAGCUGGGCAGGAAGAUCCGGGCGAUCGCCAUCCAAACCGCAAGGCGCGAGGACAGCUCCGGACAAAGAUAGAGUCUGGAGAAGGUACAAUCCCUGUGAGGUCCAGCAGCACCAUCCAGACGUGGGAUGGAGUAUUACAGGGAGAGAGAUUGCUGACAAUGUCUUGCAGUGACAAAAUUGCCAGGUGGAACAUUGUGGGCAUUCAGGGUUCCUUGUUCAGUCUGUUUGUCGAGCCAAUUUAUUUUUCCAGUAUUAUCCUGGGCAGCCUGUACCACGGCGAUCAUCUCUCACGGGCCGUGUACCAGAGGAUAGCGGAUAUAGAAGACUUGCCGCCACUCUAUGCGCUCAACAAGCCUUUACUGAGUGGUAUUAGCAAUGCUGAAGCCCGACAGCCAGGCAAGGCUCCAAGUUUCAGUGUCAACUGGACAGUGGGAGACACCGGCCUUGAAGUCAUUAAUGCCACCACAGGCAAGGAUGAGAUGGGCCGCGCGUCGCGCCUGUGCAAGCACGCGCUGUACAGCCGAUGGAUGCGCAUCCAUGUAAAGCUUUCCUCCAGUAUGAGAUCUAAAAUCGGAAAACCCAACUUAUACUACGAUACAAAGCAGUCGGCCACCGAAUACCAAGCGGCAAAGGAGUGUGUCUUCAAAGCCUUCCAGAAGGCAGGACUUGGAGCCUGGGUUAAAAAACCUAUAGAACAGGACCAGUUUCCUCUUACUGUGUAGACCCACUAUAUUAUCCGUAUUUGUCAGGCAGGGGUAUAUGGACACUGUUUGUAAACCUCGUUAUGAUUUCCUCAUGUCUCUGAUGUGCCAAUCAUACUCAACUGCCUUUUAUACUUCCCAACCACUCCACAUCCAAACCCUCUACCCCCCCCCCCCCCACUUCCUACCCAACCCAAUAACUUCUAGGACAUACCUUGCGCUAGAAGUGUGAUUUUAUUUAUUCCUUAGUGACCAAAGGCAGCAUCAUUUUAUUUUAUUUUUAGUUUAUUUUUAAUUUUUUUUUUGUGUGAAGCACCUGCCUCAGUUUUUAUUUUAAGUGAAAUGCGUCUCUGGCUGGUUCUCUGAAUCGUCUGUAAAUUGUAGAUAAUUACAACAGCACCAGUGUGCUAAACAGUGGGCAGCUGAAUCGAUCUUGGAAAAGUGAUUCUUUCUUCAUUGCAGAUAUGUUAUUGGUAAUGGUUCUACACUGUAUUAUUAUUAUUAUUAUUAUUAUUAUUAUUAUUUUUUUUUUAAAGUUUGACGACCUAUUUUCUUUUUGUAGUGAAAUCUAGCCUGCUGUUGACCCUAAAGUAACCAGCAAUAUCUCCGUUUUUAGUUUGUAACCUUUUACCUAACCCUACAAACGUUUUACUGUCUGAAGAAGUCGGAUAGCACCCUUUUGCGGUUCUUAGAAAAAGGGUUAAAAACCAGCUGCUAACAUUUGUGUCCCAGUUGUCUGUCUAUGUGCUGUUUUUAGAUUUCUCUGCAGCUUUUGUGUGUGCUUCUCAUUUACACAAGUGAAUUCAGAUUUUUCACCAUUGGUUAACUGGAAAAGAACGCAUUUGUGUUUUCCUUUGAUCUCUAGACUGUAGUUGUGAGACACAAUUUGAUCUCUAGACUGUAGUUGUGAGACACAACGUGUUUGCUCAAAGUGCAGCAAUAUAUGCAUGUAUACUACAGAUAUUAUUCCAGAAAGAAGCCCUUCAUGGAAAUCUUCUGGUAGGAAAGGAACAUUCGUGUGCACUUGCCUAUAUUUUGUGUGUGAUGUCCUUCUACCAAAAGAUCUUGCUUUUAACAUACUUUAGCGUAACGUUGUUCGAGAUGAAACGAGAUGUCUGCUUAGUAGCAUGAUUUUACCACUUUAAAAAUAUAGGCAUUUUAUCUCAGAAGCUGACAAAUGGGGCUCGUUGGCAACUCGUUAGCGGUGGCCUAGCUAAGAGUUCUCAGUGGUAGUCCGUCCACACUUGCUGUAUCUCAUUAACCUAUAAAUGUGUGCAAUUGUGGAUCAGCGGUAUCGAAACAUGGCAUGUGUUUUAAUUGGCGUUUUUAUAUUUUUUGGACACGUAAGUGGAACGUUUCUCACUCUAUCAUGAUGAUGCAAAAGUUUGUCAUGCCUGCUUACUCUAGAUCUAUUUGGGGGGGGGGGGGGGAAGUUGUCAAUAGUGGAGACUCCACGUUCUCUCAAGUUUGUCAUGUUAGGGUUGUUAGUUGUUGGGUCCGAGAGAGAAGCUCUGGCCUGUGUACACAAAACCAGCCAGGAAGACUAUUCUCUCAGAGUCUUGGAUCCCUGUUAUUGGGACAUUCUUCACACUAGACUCUAGUGAUCUGUUUCCUGAGACACCUAAACCACUUUGAUUCUUAAUGCAUUUCAGCAAAUAAAGACUCUCAUGGAGUAAUCCCACAGCAUAAAACCCAACAAACAUACAUCACUUACCUCUCCACAUCUGGUUUUCAGAGUUUUUACAUUGACACCGUGAUACGAUCCUCACUCAUGAAGAACCUGCAGUCCCCACUCAAGUCAUCUGCUGCUGUUUGUACGUAGAAUAUUCUCAAAUCUGUGGGCUCACCUGCUGCGCUUUGUCUGUGGAACAUGCAGAGUAAACUUUUGAGGGUUGUAUGUAACUAAGCAGGGAUUGUGUGUGUAUAUAUACAUAUAUAAAAGACUAUAUCUCUGCA